Molecule: messenger RNA, 1509 nt
Organism: Colletotrichum destructivum
Lineage: Eukaryota; Fungi; Ascomycota; Sordariomycetes; Glomerellales; Glomerellaceae
Product: Putative peptidase, metallopeptidase, H-type lectin domain, H-type lectin domain superfamily
Exons: 2
Coding region: 1-1509 (502 amino acids)
Biological process (GO): proteolysis; cell-cell adhesion
Cellular component (GO): cell surface; protein complex involved in cell adhesion; phagocytic vesicle
Molecular function (GO): oligosaccharide binding; polysaccharide binding; metallopeptidase activity
Source: RefSeq, a predicted model, not a curated record
AUGUCCGACAUUUAUCAGAUAUGCUUCAUUCGCAACGUUGCGGCUGAGCUGGCCGACUCCGCCAUCGACUUUGCCGUCCAGGAACGUCCCAGCAAUGCCCCUGACGAGGAUCGCCUGGCUUUGUCUAGGUCACGUCUCUGGCGGACCGGCCGCGAGCUGCGCGUCCGCUUCCUCGACGGCUCGGCCAUCAUUCAAGGCCGCGUCCGCGCUUGCGCCGACGAGUGGCAGCGCUACGCCAACAUCAAGUUCAACUGGGUCGACUCGGGCGAUGCCGACAUCCGCGUCUCCAUCGGCGACGGCGGCGGGUCCUGGUCGUACCAGGGCACCGACAACGGGGUCAUCCCCCAGAAUGAAAAGACGAUGAACCUCGGCUGGCUGCACGACGACACGGAGGACCGAGAGGUCAGCCGUGUGGUGCUACACGAAUUCGGCCACGCCCUCGGCUGCCACCACGAGCACCAAUCCCCGGCCGCGAGCAUCAAGUGGAACGAGCAGGCUGCGUUCAGCUACUUCAUGCGCGUAAACGGCUGGACCGAGGAGCAGGUCCGCGCCAACGUCCUCAAUCUGUUCCCCGGCGAGGAGACCAACUUCUCAGCCUUCGACCCGCUGUCCAUCAUGCUGUACUCCUUCCCAGCGGAGCUGACGCUCGAUGGAACCUCGACCGAGUGGAACACAAGCCUCUCCGAGACGGACAAGGGGUUCAUGAGCAGGACCUACCCUAUCGAGGGCGGUAUGCUGGACGGCUUCAACACGACCGAGAUGCAGUCGCCGCCCAUGACGUCCCAGGAGCUCACAAAGCGAGCCAACUUCAGCUUCCCGGCGCCGCCCGUGCUAGCCGUGGGUCUCACCCAUCUCGAUGUCGACAGGGAGCGCAACGUUCGCGUGCGCGCCGUCGCCGAGCAGAUCAACAACAUCACGGCCGAGGUGCAUCUGAGCCAGUGGGGCGACACCAAGGCCUACUCCCUCGGGUGCGCCUGGGCGACCGUCGCCGCCGACGACCCAAACAUUCAGGUCGGCGAGUUCUCCACGACCGACGACCAUUCCUGGUGGGAGCCCAAGCCGGACACAGUCCGACGUAUCAACUUCCCGCGCGCCUGGGGCUCGGGCGCGCCUAGGGUCGCGGUCUGGUAUAGCAUGCUCGACCUGGACAGCGGCAAGAGCUUCUGGCAUACCGAGACGAAGGUGGAGAAUGUCACGGCCGAGGGAUUCAACCUCAUCAUCUCGGCGUACGGCGAUUCCGUAAUCUACGGCGGCACGGCGGUCUGGCUGGCCCACCAGCAAAACAGGGAGGGUCUGACGAAAGGGCACGUUGAACUGCCCGAUGGCACAUUCCAUGACCCUCCCAAGGUACUUGUCGCUCUGAGGGGGCUCAAGGUCAGCACCGACGCCAACUUGCGCCUCAAGGUGAACGUCAGCAACGUCAGCGCCACGGGCUUUGACUGGCACAUUGAUGGAUGGGCCGACUCGCUCAUCUUCUCGGGCACGGCUGACUACGUCUGCUUCGCUUGA